AUGACCACCAUUAGGUGUUUAUUGGAUAUUGCAACCAAGAAAUGUUGGGAUAUUACUCAGUUUGAUGUCUAUAAUGCCUUUUUACAUGGAGAUCUACAAGAAGAGGUUUAUAUGAAGUUCCCUAUUGGAUUAGAUCCACCUCAGCCUAAUUUGGUUUGUAGACUCAGAAAGUCUCUUUAUGGCCUCAAACAAGCCUCUAGGCAAUGGUAUGCCAGACUUGCAGGAGAUCUCAGUUUUAAGAGUUUUACUGCCUCUCUUAAUGAUUAUUCCUUGUUCUUUAAACAACCAGGUUCUUUCAUCACUAUCAUUGCAGUAUAUGUGGAUGACAUACUUAUUACAGGAAAUGAUUUGCAUGAAAUUGCUGCUCUUAAGUUGUUUAUACAUUUAGAGUUCAAAAUCAAGGACCUUGGGCCUCUACAUUAUUUUUUAGGCAUGGAAAUACUUAGAGAGUCACAAGUUCUGCUUCUUAGUCAGUUUAUGCAGCAACCUUGCCUUUCUCAUUAUGAUGCAGCUCUGCGGAAAUCCAAGAAGAAAGCUUUCAUUUGCCUUUCCUCUGCUGAGGCUGAGUAUCUCUCUAUGAGAUGGCUCGUUGACGAGUUAACUUGGCUGGUACGAUUACUUUUCGAUAUAUUAGUUCCCCCCGCUCUUCCAGUACCAGUGAAAUCUGAUAGUCAAAAUGUCAUCCAUAUUGCGCGCAACCCAGUCUCUCGUGAACGGACAAAGUAUGUCGACCUGGACUGCCAUUUUGUUCAUCAACAAUAUCUAUCGGGACUAAUAUCCCUUUCAUUUGUUCCAUUGGGGGCUCAGUUAGCUGAUCUUUUUACCAAAUCUCUCUCCGGCCCUUUACAUCACUCCUUACUUUGCAAGAUGGGUCGCACUCAACUUCUCUCCAUAUUGAGGGGGGAUGUUGAAAUUACAAAUGGUGUACUAGUGAAUGAAAUAUUUGAUGCAAAAGAUACACUAUCAAAGGAAAGAAGAAAACAGAAACAAACAAGGUCUUUAUGUUUGGCCUUGGUUUCAUCGAAGAAAACUAACCCUUUUAUCUGGUCUGAAGAUGAUAAAAGGGUUAUGUUAUCUGGGCUAAAGAGCUACACCUACACUGGACCAGUCAGAAGCCCAAUUCGGAUAAAAGGCCCAACAAAUAAAGAUUUUACAUAUAGCUGA
This is a messenger RNA of Solanum verrucosum, 1164 nucleotides long. RefSeq lists its product as uncharacterized. The record is from RefSeq and is a predicted model, not a curated record. The coding region runs from base 1 to 1164 and encodes 387 amino acids. Lineage: Eukaryota; Viridiplantae; Streptophyta; Magnoliopsida; Solanales; Solanaceae. The transcript has 3 exons.